ACUGUUUGGGACACUGCAGACUUAAAUACUGUCAGUUUGAUGAAUGAAUAAAAAAUAAACAAAUUGAUCUUGAGUUUGGCUAGCUAGUUACUGUCCUCCAUUUCAUUAGCCACGAUGGGAUUAAAUGAUCCUUUUGUUAGGUUUCAGGAGGUUUCUUAUGAUCACCAAGCAUUUAAGACUGCUAGCUAUUUGCUUUUAAAGAUCAAAAACAUAACCAUGAUUUUAAUAUACGAUACAUAAAUUGCCUCUGUGUUUUAGGUCAACUAUGGUAAUAGCACAACCUCUCAUGCAAUGUCUAUGGGAAAAAUUCUGCUAAUUAUUAUGCUGAAAUUUUAGGCUUUUUUGAAAAUACUUUUACAGCUAUAAAUUUGCCUAUUUAGGUAAAUCCACUGAGCAAGUAUGUUAUCUCUAUUAGACAAGGACACUUAGCAGAGAAAAUUAAAUAGUUGAUAAAAUUAACAUGAUAUUUCUAAUAGGAGGGGGUGUGGGGUAGUGUGGGACUGUAUAGUGUGUAUCUUUGGCUAAUCUAAUGACCUCAUGAUGGAUGCAUAGGAUAGUUUUCGGAGUAGAGCCAAAAGCAGAACCAGAAAUGGGGUAUUGAGAGAGUACAGUAUAGACUUCCUGCAAAAUAGGGGGCAUGGACCAUAAUUUCCUGAUGCAAAUUAGGAAAUGGAUGUCAAGGCAGGUUGUAGGAAUCGUGAUGGAGAAAUGGAAUGAACUAGAAAGCUCCUGGAAGGGACACCUUACUAAAAAGCAAGGCAGCUGAUUAAUUCUCUGCUUUGUUAACAAUUUCCUAUUCCAGAAAUAGAGAAAGCAAUGAGAGCACUUUAAUUCUGAUGCUAAUUCUAAAUGAGAAGGAAAAGCUUGCUAGUGAUGAAAAUGGUGGAAACUUUGGGAGACAGGACUGCAGAAAACUAAAAAUGAAAACACAAAUUAUAGUUCAUUAUUUACCCUGGGAAAUUUGCCAUCUAAAACUUGCGGAAAAGGCAAAUGUGAUCCCUUGGACACAAACGAGUAGGUGUUGUUUGAUCAUAGAAAUGUGAAUAAUCAUGAUGAAGAUAAAGAAGGGGGGAACACCUAAGAGGAUAAAUGAGGCUGAAGUGGGAGACUUGGCCAAGAUUAAAUAUGAAGGCAUAUGUUUAGGGUCUUCAAGGAAGGUCUUGUGGUCAAGGGCAAAAGACAGGCAUCACAGAUUUGUAAAAUAGUCAGGAACACUAAAGCUUAGAGUUCCCAACGUUUAUAAAAAUGUUUAAAAAGAAAAAGUGCUUAUGAUGAUCAGGACACGUUAUACAGAGCAAAGAAAUGGAAAGGAAGAACUGGAAUGGUUAGAUCCUUGAGAAAAGUAAUGGAGGGUUUGAUUUUUUUUUACAUUAUUUCCCUUUUCUACUGAAAGAAUGUAGCGUUCCGACUGGAAGGACUUGAUCUUGUAUGUUUAAGAAGAAAUGGAAACUAAGAUAGUAAGAGAGCAGUUAAGCACUUUAAGAAAUUCAUUCACUCAUUCAAACAUUCAUUUAAAGUUCACUGAUUACCUGUCCGGACCCUAUCAUUUGUCACCCACUGUACUAGGUAGGAACUGGAGAUUUAAGUAUGACCUGAAACAUGUUUCAAUCUCCACAUCUUAAGUAGAGUAUAACCCUGGCUACUGGUGCACACUGAAGAUUUGAUUACCAAAGGACUAACCGACCACCCACACAAUCCGCAAUCGACAGCCAGCACCGCUGCAGUAUGUAACCUGCUUCCCCUUGGACCCGGGCGCAGGUGGAUUCCACCCUCAUUGGUGGGAACUCUGGCUGUUUAUGGGUCUUUCUCAUUUCAUGAGCCACCCUCCACUCCCAGACUUAAUCAGCUCAGCUCUCCUCGUGUGCCUAUUUACCUGUUAUUUUUAAUCUCGCGGCCAUCAGUGUCUAGGUGGUACGGCUAAACAUCUCUCUUAAGCAUUUCUUCCAGUUGCUUUUCAGUGGUUACCCUACUUUAUAUUUCCAUUCAGAAAAUUAGUUCAAUUUUCUGCUGUCAUUUGUUCUCUAAAUAAAAUGUAGCACAGGAGACCUAUUUUUAUGCUAGGUAGUUUCAGUAGGCCUGAUACAUUUGACCUAAUCACAUCCCGAAUGACACUUCAUUUCCACUAACCUAACGUUUAUUGAGCUAUAUGUGCUGAGCCUUCUGUUUGGUGCUUAUGAUGGGGAACUUACCAUCAGCAGGGGUGAAGGCCAGUACUUUUAAGGCACUUUUGUUGAUCGUGACCUGAUAGUUACUGAGGUUGGCAUGGUAAAUUGUGCCAAUAAAACUGCCCAAGAAACUAGAUUCUAAGCAUCUGAGAUUUUAUUAUGUGUGUGGUAGAAUAGCGUUUUUCUGGUUAAGCUGAGUUGUUCAUUAUCUGAUAGUAGCCUUUUCUCUCCUCUGAAAAAAACAGAAUUUUUAGAGCUAAAGCUUCCCAGAGAACCAAAGGUAUUCACUCACCAAGUUCCAUUGGUUUCACCUUCUUGGUAUUUCCCUGUCUUCACAGGCACAACACUUGCCCUUCCCUAUCCCUGCUGGGAUCCUUGCCUCUGCACCUGCUCCCCCCCACCCCCUUUGCCCCUCCAAUCCACCUGCCAUGCAACAGACUGAGUGAACUUUCUUAAACGCAAAUAACAUUGUGUCCCUUGCCUGCUGACAUCUGUUCAGCGGCUUCCCAUUGACUUUUGGGUAAACCUCAUACUUUCAAAUGUAACUUACAAGGUUCUGUGUGAUGUUGGCUUUACUACUCAGUGUGGUUAUUCCCCAACACUCUGUGGUAGGUGCCUUCUGGUUCACACCUGCAUUCCUGUAUUAGAGCCUUUCAUGCUCCGGCCUUCAUCCUUGGGACCUUUGUUUUUAUAAACCCGCGGGGUGAUUCCCCUGACUCCCCUGACUCACUGAUCCUGGGUAAUGGCACUUCCAUAUGGACCUCAUUAUCCUUGUUCAAUUCUCUCUUUUCUGCGUUUGACUGGAAGCUGUGUAAGAGCUUGCUUGCCUCUGAAUCUUGGGUCCUUGGCACGGAGUAAUUGUGCAAGAACUGGUGGUUGAAUAAAUAACAGCCACAAUUUACCAAAUUGUGGCCUGAAAUAAAGAAUUAGCAUAAUCAUCUCUAGGAUCUGGGUCAUAGCUUGUUGGGAAUCUACAACAUAAUCAUUAGAUUUGGUACAAUCCCUAAACAUUUCUAAGAAUCCACUUAUGUAGUCCUCCAUAUUUAUAAGGCUUUCCAUGCAUCAUGCUGUGGUGAUAACACAGUAUUAUACACUAAAUGAGUAUUGCUUAUUUUUCUGAUAUGACUAUUUUCUCACUAAAAUAAAGAAAUAGAUGAAUAAGCAAACAAACAAAUCACAAUUAGCAUACACGGAUCUUAAAGGCUUGAUUAAGAAAGUUCUCUGUUCUCAGAUUUUAGUAACAAUGUUUUAGCUAAGAAAGGAAAACAGCCUUACCUUGAAGACGACAAGGGUUAGAGGGAAUGCUACACAUCAUCUCUUGUAUCGUCAUAUUUAGUUCUUUCACCUAAAGCUUCUGAGAAUUCUUACUUUCAGGGAUGCUCUUGUGAGCAGGAAAUGGUCAGAUUCAUCUUAGAUAAGAACCUUAUUACAGUGGUUUCCCAAGAAUUCUUUUAAAUAAAAUUGUUUUAUUAAAUAUUGCCUAAAUGUCAAGUGAAAACUUUUUCCUGAAACAGAAAACUCUGCAUAUGAAUCAUGGUAACUUUGCUCAGUUUUCAUGCUCCAUGAGGACAGCAGGCUCAUUGAAUGGGAAGGGACAUUUACUUCUGGUGCCGUGGCUGGCUUCAUCUGCUGCUUCCUGGACUGUCAUCUGUGGGAUGAUUUGUCUAACAGCAAACCGGUUCCCUUGCGUCAGAAGCAGAGAAAGAAAACUCAAGGUUUUUUCACGAUGAGUCGGAGGAGGAUAUCAUGUAAAGACCUGGGACAUGCUGACUGCCAAGGGUGGCUGUAUAAGAAAAAAGAAAAAGGAACUUUCCUAAGCAACAAAUGGAAAAAGUUCUGGGUGGUGCUGAAGGGAACGUCGCUCUACUGGUACAGCCACCAAAUGGCAGAGAAGGCCGAUGGAUUUGUCAACCUGCCCGAUUUCACUGUGGAGAGAGCUUCUGAAUGCAAGAAAAAGCAUGCUUUUAAGAUCAGCCAUCCACAAAUCAAGACCUUUUAUUUUGCAGCUGAAAAUACACAGGAAAUGAGUGUGUGGUUAAACAAGCUUGGAUUAGCUGUAAUCCAUCAUGAAACUGUUACAAAGGAUGAAGAAUGCUACAGUGAGAGUGAACAGGAAGACCCUGAAAUAGCUGUGGAGACACCACCCCCUCCUUACUCUGCGGAGACUUUCUCUCCUUUGGCUACACAGCAGGCAUCUUCAUCUUCACCCAAACUGAGCGACACGUCACGUUCUUCCCCUUCCUUGGAAAAUACAGAAAAGACACACAGCAGUUUGGCCUCCUCCUUAUCUAGAGAAAGACAGUCCUGGAUCGACAUAGUUAAUAGUUCUGCUGCUGCUGACGAUGAGGGACAGUCUAUAACACUUGCCGUGAAUGUUCACUCACCUGCACCUUCAGAGGCAAACAGUCGCAAAGCCCCGGAAAACAGCUGUGCCACAUCGGAAAGUGAAUUUUUGAACUCUUUGUCUAGUGAUGACACUUCUUCAUUGAGUAGCAACCUGGACCAUCUUAGUGUCCCAGACAAGCCCACUGGAUCAAAGAUGGCAGACAGAGAGGAAACAAAGGUGUCUGAAGAUGACGAAAUGGAGAGACUCUACAAAUCGUUGGAGCAAGCUAGUCUCUCUCCUCUCGGGGACCGACGGCCUUCAACCAAAAAGGAGCUGAGAAAGUCCUUUGUGAAGCGAUGUAAGAAUCCAUCCAUAAAUGAGAAACUUCACAAAAUCCGAACCUUGAACAGCACAUUGAAGUGUAAAGAACGUGACCUGGCCAUGAUUAACCAGUUGCUGGAUGAUCCGAAGUUGACAGCCAGAAAAUACAGGGAGUGGAAGUUGAUGAACACCCUGCUGAUCCAGGAUAUCUAUCAGCAGCAGCGGGCCCCCACGUCUGCCCACGAGGGCACCCCCCAGGGACUCGAGAAACCACCUUCCUCUGCCCAUGUUGGAAAUUCUAUCUGAGAACAAGCCAACAUUCUCUCCCCUUUUAUCGUACCCCGAGCAGCUCUUCAAGAUGUUGCGAGAGCUCUCCUUAAAAGGAAAACUGAAACCAAUUCCUCAAGCAGUGGCUACUCCUCUAAAGACGCGACUUAGGUGAGGACCUACUGUGUUGGCAACAGGAGCCCUCCUUCCGGUGGCAGUGCUUACAUGGAGACUGGAGGGAUUGAGCUCAGUUGAACAAACACCGUGUCCCUCCUAGGAGCUCAUGGUUAUGCUAGGCUUUAGGUGGGAUGUGAGAAAUGUGUAUUCUGUUCUUUGCCCUCAAGAGAACGACAGCGGGACGAAGAUUCUAAUGGACAAAGAUCACGUUCUACCAAGGAUCAUUAUUCAUAGAAGUGUUGUGUUUUCCAAAAGAAGAAUGUAAGGAUGUACAUAUUCCACUGGGUUGGGUAGUUGAAUUCUUCGAAUCAUUUAUGUUUUGAGUGGAGGAAUGUGUUUUACGGCAGCAACUGGAACGAGACAGUUGUGGUGUUGUGGAACCAAAAUCUCUUGCCUUUGGUCCAGAAUGGUGGUGCCUUUUCCGUGAGCUGAGAAAUACUUCAGAGCGAGUGGUGUGUGGGAGAGCCCGAGGAGGAGGUGUGCCCUGUCUUCCCACUCUCUCAAAGGACAGCUUGAUGUUUCCACACUCUACCCAGGUGGGGGGGAUCUGAUUAAAGUUUCCUUUCCACAGAGCAGCUACAGAAAUACGUUUCAUUACACUUUGAGACCUCCACUCCCUCCUAGCCUUUCUAAACCACUGUAGGAGAUAGAAAUAAGUCCAGCAGGGAAUGUUUGCUGCGUUCGUCCCUGGGUGUGGUGUCUCUGCACAGUGUCAAUUUAUGUCCAGUUUCCCCAGGAUCAAGAUUGACAAGACGAUUCUGGUGUCUGAAUGGUUUUGAUAUCCUGACUCCAGAAAACCCAAUGAAAACAACAAAAGAGUUAAAAUAUGAUUAUUUUAUUUUUGUAUGUUUAUGUCUCACUUUGGGUCCUCUGUGAAUAGCUCUCUAUAAUGUUUGUUAUUUAAGUAUAUUUAUAGAAGGUCAAAUUACUAGUGUUGUAAAAGAUGGUAAUUAUACAUUUUGCUCAAUGUAUAUUCUCUAAGUAUAUACUUUUUUGCUUGAGAAAGUAGGAAUACUGUUGAUUCACUGGAGUUAUUAUGUUGCACUAUGCUGUAUGAGGAAUGCUCAGGAUAUCUUGUGGGAUAAAUAUGGAGGCAUGCGUUAAUAAUCUUCCAUUUUCUGGCUUCUUUCUCUUUCUCUCUCUCUCGUUCUCAACCCAGAGUGCUCAGAUUUCUCUAUCUGUGGUCAGGCAUUCUUUUAACCAGAAAAGGAUUUUCAUCUUAGGUUAUUUCUUGUAGUGAAUAAACUUCGUAAGCUUUAUGCCAUUUAUGCCCACAAGCCCUAAACCAAAUGAAACACAGCUAAUGUGGUCUUUUGUCUAAGGUCUAAUAGAAAUUUUGGGGUCUGUUAAAGAGAACUCGUUUUAUUACUAAUUACGAAUAUUUCUCAUAAGAAUAACCACAACCCAGCAAAAACCCAGUUUGGCCUUACCCCUAGCAAAUGGUCAGGCUAACACAGUGUGCUUUAUAGAGUCAAAGUGUGGCUUGACAUUCAAGUGGAAAUAACCAUCUUUUUUUAUCCGCAAACUAGAUGGAAAUAGUUGUUGAAUAUUUCCUCAAGCUUUACUCAGAAGUGUUAAUACUUUGUAAACAACAACAACCCUCGUAUUAAGAAAGAAAAAAAACAGGAAACAAGUCAGAGUACUAGAAGCUUUUGUAAGGUAAGAGUGACAUAAGAUUUUGUCAGUCCCUAUGGCCCAGUAAACAUUUAAGGGGACCUAUCCCAAGUGGAGUGUGCUGGGCCAAGGACUCCCUGGAAGAGGGGGCCUGGCCCCCCAUGAAUGUUCUGUUGGCCCCAGCUCUGGACGCAACCAUACAGGUCCUCAGAUUAGACCCCGAAGCUCCUGCUUUGAGAGGCUAGUGCUUUACUGUCUUUACUCUGGGAAUCAUCACUGAUUAUUUCUACAAUUAGCAGCUGUUAGAAGGUUAAUUGUUUAGGAUUCACAGUGUAAACAGAUUGUUGAGAGAAGGAGACAUAAUAAUGGACAUAAUAAUUAAUAAUUCCACCUUCUUUCCUUUGGCUUGAAAUACUAACCUAUAAACUUCAAAACAAUUUUUCUAAAUUGAGGUGCCCCAGAAGCUUUUGGCCCGGGCUUGUGAAUACACCUCGGUGCUCUACUUUGGCUUUGGCUUUUCAUGAAUACACGCUUAGGUGACCGUGUAGGGUAAAUUCCUUAGGAGCACUCCAAAUUAAAGGCAAAAGAGGUCCAUGAGAUUGCUGAAUUAAACCUUUUAGUUACUUUUCAAAGUCAGGUCAGUCUAGAAGCUUUGGCUUUGUUAAAAGCACAUACUGUGCAGAAUGUCCCCCAAUGAAAGUGAGAUCCAACUGCCCUGUCCUGCCCCCUCUCUUCUAGACCAGGCUCACCUUCUGGUUAGUGUUUCACCCUCUGAAAACACUUUCACUCUGCAUUACUUUGUGUUAGGAAGUAAGGGGCUGCUUCUGUGAGGUCCCAGCUUCAGCUGUGGCCACUAAGAGAAAGUGGAGGGUAGUGGGAAGUGACAGGAAGAGUGGGUGACACUUUCCCUGACACUCAGUUUACGAAUAACUCAGCCUUUUUGUUGUUGUUGUUGUUGUUGUUGUUUUAGAGGAUAUUAGGAAAACUGGAUUACUUCCAGUUUAUUCCUGAGGGUUAGGUCAUCUCUGAAAUGGAUUUUGGGUAGUUUCAUGGGGUUCACAGGGUAACUCUUUUGCCCAUUCCUGUAGAUGGAGGGUCUGAAGGCUGUGAAAUGACCCAGAGCCAUGCCAGCUCAGGAAGCAGAGAACCUGAGUGUAAUCAGGUCCAAACCUGUGGCACCUGCUGUGGAUUAGGAUCUGGAUGGGACUCCUCUUUGGGGUUGUGUGGAGGACCAUUUCUCUCUAUUGUUAGCCUGUAGACCCAAACUAGUGCCUGAUAGGAUACCUCCGUGGCUGGAACAUUGCAGCACGCACUGAAUCAAAUGGUCCCGCACUUGAAGGGCGUCUAUUACUUUUAAUAAGUCUUUGUUCUGGCACAAUCUCAGCUUGGCAUCAAAGACCUAAGAAGAAUUGUAAGGUAUAUAUUACUGCCAAGACUCCCAGAAGCCUAAGAAAGAUUAUGUUUGGAGUCAGAUUUCAGUGUGAAACCCAAGCCUUAUAUUUACGUAGCACUUUGUUGUUUGCACGUGUGCGUGUUUCAGGCUUCCCUCCCUUUCCCUCCCCAGUGGUCUUGGUGGGAUGGCUGUGGAUUAUCACUCCUCCUUUUUUGACAGGGAGGAAAGAAACUCCUCCCAUUUCUCUCAUUCUUCUCUCUCCCGGUUCCUUGCUCAGUCACUGUUGGGCCCCAGCCCUGUGACGUGCAGUGUGCAUGCAUUGCCGGGGUGGCCGGGAUGGCUUUUGUGAAGUCAUCGGCUGGGAGCCUGAGGGGAGGCUCUUUUACUUGAGCACGGUCUCUUCCCCAGGGCUGAGGGGCUGCUGUCCUUCCUGCAGCAACCGACUGCUGGGUUGACCAUGAGUUGGGGUGUGACCCAAUCACUGUGCUUCCUUUUCCUUCCUUCUGUAACUUCCAUGCUUGUUGGGUGCUGUGAGAUCCGCGGAUGAAAGAGGUGGUUGAAGAAAUGGAGAUCAUUUGUUUUCCUUUAAAAGCCAGUCGGAGAUGGAGUCUGGUGACUCGGGGUUAGGCCCUCAGCCUUCCUCUCCCAAUUUCUUCUCCUGCAGCAUUUUGAUACAAAGCCAUGCAGAAGAUGUGGGUAAUUUAGGUCCAGAGGAUGCCCAUCCAAAACAGGCCAGUGUGUUAAAAAUAACCAAUAACUUUUGGUUCGUUUUAGGGUAUAUCUCUUCUUCAGUCUAUUAGAAUAUGAUAUUUGAGAGUCCAAUUUAUUUUCCUUCUAAUUUUUUGUGUACUUACCUCGCAAGAGAAAUCGAGUCCUAGAAAUGUCAGGUGGCCACCCUGCUAGGGUUUUGUAAUAUGUAAUGAAAAAGGAAAGCCCCUGAAACUGAUUUUUAACAACCCAUAUGAAGCGGGUUAGGGAGCAGGAAUAAUUCUAGCCGUCACAGAAAGCUCCUCUCUCUGAACAGGAUUUUGACAGCUCUGUGUCCUUCUAGGUUGUGAGACAGGAAGCAAUUUCCCUGCUUCCUCUGCACAUUUUUACUCUUCCCCAUUCUACCAUAGACCACAGAAGACAUUAAAAAUGAUUCUCCGUUAAAAAACAAAGUUUGUCCGUAUCUCUUCCUGUGAGACUUAACUGCACUAUAUUGAUACUUCUUCAUGUUGCGUCCAAAGGGGAAGCAUGCCCCGUGGACACAUUUAGCAUCCCAUAAUAAAAACCAGAAUUUUUAGUCACCGUAGACUUUAAUGUCCUUGCAUGAUGGGGAUGUGACUGUUAGUGCUGCAUGGUGUUUGGGGCAAGAUGAUAAUGUGGAAAUGACACCUUCAAUGUCAUUGUGCUUUCCUUCUCUGUCACCUAUCCUCUUUGAACACAAAAAAAGAGGCACGGCUCAUUUCUUCUGCUUUGUUUUUUGAGAGUGACUUGUAAGAUACAAAUAAAAACAAAAGAAAAUAUAUCUAGUAAAAUGACAUGGGAAAAAUAUCGAAAUCUACUACUGUGUUCAUUUUCUGCCCUGCUGUGCUGCUUCCUCCAAGAACAAGCUCCCCUGGAAGGGUUUGAGGACUGGGCUUUUAGUUUCUGUAAAGGUUAUAGUGCCCUCUGGUGGCCAUCAUAAGAAUAACUGAUUCUAGACUAUUCUUAUUUUCAAAGCAUUUAAUUGUGUUGGAAAAUCUGUUUCAGUAAUAACAGAUGUGGUUAUUCUCCAGUGGUCCUUACCUUACAGGCUUGUUAGUAAAAAUAUGUAUUUUUUCAAAAUUGUUGGUCCACAAAAAAACGUUACAUUGUUAGGCACUCACACUUUAUUCAGAGAAUUUUUAAAAUUUGCAGAUCAUAAAAAUUAAGACCUGUGGCACAUAUGUUCCCUAAAACAUGUAAGCUGUUUUUGGGAGAAAUGAACAAAUAUUGAAAUAGCAUAAUAAAUUGCCUUUAGUUUGGAUCACUGAAGGGAGGAAGUUCACCUGUGUUCGAACUGGAUUCACACAUCUUUAAUUGCUGUCUACACAAAGGGUUAUUCCCCCCCCUCGCCCCCACUCUCCCAGUUCUCACUUCGCAUGUUCAGCCCUUCCCUCUGUUUUCUCCAUUGGGCUACCACCAAUUAUGUCUAGGCUCCCACAUAGAAGUGGGAAAAAUUAUUCUAGACCAAAGGGAUGAGCAAAAGGCAUAUGUACGGUGUGUUCUUGAUUUCUAGAACAAUCUUAUAGUUUUCUAUUGCUGCUGUAACAGAUUAUUACAAAUUUAGCAGCUUCAAAGAAUGUGUUUUCUUAUGGUUCUGGAGGCCAGAUUUUAGCUUUCUUGGGCUAAAAUCAAGGUGUUGGCAACAUUAUGUUUCUCUGGAGGCCCAGGGGAGAAUACAUUCCCUUCCCUCUUCAGGUCCCCCACAUUCUUUGCUUCUUGGCUCUCUUCGUCCAUCUCCAAAGUCAGCAAUAUCGUAUCUCUGUGCACGCUUCUUCCUAGUCACACCUGCUUCUAAGGACCCUUGUGAUUACAUUGGGUCCAUUUGAUUGAUCCAGGAGACUCUUUGCAUUUUAAUGCCAGCUGAUUAGCAAUGUAACUUCAAUCUGCAACCUUGAUUCCCCCUUUGGGGUGCACACACAAUUUCCAGUGAUUAGGAGAUGACCAUUCUGCCUACUGCAAGCCUCCAUUUUCAAAUAGCCUGUGUAGUCCCAUCAAUUUCUGAACCAUUGAUUUCUCCCAGAAAUUCUAGAUUUCUAAGUUUUAAGCACAGGCAUGAAAGUUCUUUGUCAUACUAUGCGACUUGAAUUUGAUUUCAUUAAAAUGUGUUCACAUAAGAAAGGUAAUUCCAUUUUUAUGAGGAGAAAACAAAAGUCUUAGGUUUUUUUUAAAAAAAUGUUUCUUUAGGGGCACCUGGUGGCUCAGUCAGUUGAGCCUCUGACUUUGGCUCAGGUCAUGAUCUCGUGGUCUGUGAGUUCGAGCCCCGUGUGGGGCUCUGUGCUGACAGCUCAGAGCCUGGAGCCUGCUUCAGAUUCUGUGUCUCCCUCUCUCUCUGAUGCUCCCCCGUUCAUGCUCUGUCUCUCUCUGUCUCAAAAAUAAAUAAACAUUAAAAAAAUAUAUUUUUUUUAAUGUUUAUUUUUGAGAGAGAGAGACUGAGCACUAGUUGGGGGGGUGGGGGUGGGCAGAGAGACAAUUCAAAGCAGGCUCCAGGCUCCGAGCUGUUGGCACAGAGCCCAACGUGGGGCUCAAACUCAUGGACCCGAACCGCGAGACAUGACCUGAGCUGAAGUUGGCGGCUUAACCAACUGAGCCAUCCAGGGGUCCCAGCCUGCCCCCCCGCCAAAGUCUUAGCUUUUAAAAUCACAUGUACCCAGAUGUAACAGGUAACAGUAUUUUAACAAUCAGAUCAGGGUUUAAUAAUGCCUGCAUUUAAGACAAAGCAUUAGUCACUUUUGAGCAACAAGAAUCAUAAAGCAAAAGAUAUCUAGACUUCAUAUUCUUGGGUUUGUGAGCUGCCCUGUGCCAUGUCAGACUGACCGAGGGCUUGGCCAAGUCACAGGAUAAAGAGACUCUUGUGAGUGCAGAUGUUCAAACGUAUUUUUGAUGUUCAAAUGUUCUGACAAGCACAGAGUUUUUAGAGGUCCUGGCCCUUGUAAAUCACAAUCUGACCAUUCAUCUUUUCUCUUAAACAAAAACCAAAUGAACAAACAAGGAAACCUGUAUUUAUAGGUAAUUCUAGGAUGCUGGUCUGUUAGUUUUUCUAGUCAUAUGUUUUAGGAAGUAAUAAACACUCUACCAACACUGAAAUCUCCACUCAGUCUGUCUUGGCAAUUCUGUCUAGAGUGGGAGGUGUAGAGAAGGGACAAAAUUCCCAGGAAAACAGUGCGCCUGGGUAUUUAGCUAGUUGUUAUCCUAAUGCCAGAGGUUAUUGUUGUGGACGCAGCGGAUGCCUGCCCAGGACGCUUCACCUGACCAGAUCUUUCCUUCCCCAGUUGCUAUGAGGUUUUGUAGCUAACAGCAUCCCCCAUUUCCAGAGAACUGUUCUCAGCUCAAUGAGAGCUGCCUAAGCUAGGAGGUUAUUUUCCCCAUCCCCAACCGGGGUGGCCCUGGCCCAUGACUAGCUGGGGCCAGAUGGCAGCACUUAACAGUCAUCAGCAAGGUAGUCAGAAUUACUGUCAUGGGCAGCAAGGUCAGAAUGACAGCCUGGAACUGGUGCUGACCAGAUCUUUGGAGAUUGCUGAUAGAAAAUGCCUUUUCUAUAGAAGAGACAAGAUAUACAGGAAGCCAACAAUAUACAGUACAUAUAUUUUCAAAGGAAAUUGGAUAUGGGACCUAACUAGUUGCUGAUUCUUAGGAACCAUCCCCAAAUAUUAUGGCCACUGUGUUAGGGUAGGGUAGGGGCAUAUACAAGUCAAGUGAUGAAUGGCCUUUAUCUUUUGUUUUCUGAAUAUAUAAUUGGAAUGGCCAUACUUAGUGGCUGGAAGAACUCUUAUGCUGGUUCUAAAAGCUAUUGUGGUAAGAGAGGCCAAAUAAAAGGCUUGAAGCUACCUCCUUUAGGAAAGAUAGUAAAUAAAAACCAAUAUUUUAUGCAAUGGGAAUGACAGAUUAGUGUCACCCUAAAAGACUUUAAGAAUACAAGGUUGGGGCACCUGGGUGGCUCAAUUGGUUAAGCAUCUGACUUUGGCUCAGGUCAUGAUCUUGCAGUUCAUGAGCUCAGAGCCUGGAACCUGCUUCUGAUUCUGUGUCUCCCUCUCUCUCUGCCCCUCCCCCACUCAUGCUCUCUCUCUCUCUCUCUCUCUCUCUCUCUCUCUCUCUCAAAAAUAAAUAAAAA
Panthera uncia (snow leopard) is the source of this 13100-nucleotide messenger RNA. It is a transcript of the gene IPCEF1, whose product is annotated as interaction protein for cytohesin exchange factors 1. NCBI's taxonomy places the organism in Eukaryota, Metazoa, Chordata, Mammalia, Carnivora, Felidae. The record is from RefSeq and is a predicted model, not a curated record. The coding region runs from base 3721 to 5118 and encodes 465 amino acids. The transcript has 10 exons.